Messenger RNA from Zophobas morio, 1575 nucleotides. Its product is annotated as facilitated trehalose transporter Tret1-like. Gene Ontology annotation, cellular component: membrane. Gene Ontology annotation, biological process: transmembrane transport. The transcript has 2 exons. The record is from RefSeq and is a predicted model, not a curated record. Gene Ontology annotation, molecular function: transmembrane transporter activity. Lineage: Eukaryota; Metazoa; Arthropoda; Insecta; Coleoptera; Tenebrionidae. Bases 50 to 1471 code for a protein of 473 amino acids.
GCAAGUUUAGUAAAUUCAGUCAACUGAAUCCGCUGAUAAAAGUACGACAAUGACUUUUUCUAAAGAUACCAACAAUAGAAGCAACAGCGGCGGAAAAAAAUGGCCACAAAUUCUGGUUGUUUUCGUUGCUGCUAUUGCGACUUUCGCUAACGGUCUUCACGUCGGAUGGCCCGCGCCCUCGCUACCACAACUCUUCUCCGACGAGUUCCCUUUCGACGUCUCAGCCGAAGAAGGUUCCUACAUUACAAUAAUCGGAAAUCUGGGGGCUUUCUUUGGAAGCUUCAUCGGAAACUUUAUCCUGGACAAAAUUGGCCGCCGGCGCUCCAUCAUCCUGAUAGCUCUUCCCCAAAUAACCUGCUUCCUGUCAAUUAUAUUGUCGUACCAAGUCAUGGAGCUGUUGUAUGUGGGUAGAUUUCUAGGAGGAUUGGGAGAAGGAAUGGUUAGUACCAUCACACUGCUUUACGUGGCCGAAAUAGCAGAACCUUCCAUCCGUGGUACUCUGGCUGUCAUGACCACAAUCGCCUGGUACUCGGGCGUACUCUUCGCAAAUAUCAUAGGGUCGUACCUAAGCAUACGAACCACCGCUUCAAUUGCCAUCGCGAUUCCAAUACUCUUCGUUGUGUUAUCGUGGAAGAUACCCGAAAGCCCGUACUACCACCUCAUGAAGAAAGACGAAGAAAAAGCCGAGCGCGUAUUGAAGUUUUUACGACGAAAAACCAACGUGAGUGAAGAACUGACGAAGCUUAAAGCAGACGUAGAACGUCAAAUGUCGGAAACUGGUACCUUCAGAGAUAUUUUUGCUAUUGACUCAAACAAAAGAGCUUUCCUUGUGACGGUGGUAGCUAGAUUCUUCCAGUUAUGUACCGGAGUUGCCGCAAUGAACUUCUACCUCCAGAUUCUCCUAAAAGAAGCCACUCAAAGUAUAGCACCACAAAUCGGUGCUUCAAUAGUUCUUCUAAUCCAACUCGUCAUGACAGUUAUAAGUGUCUUCAUUAUAGAUAGGUGGGGACGCAGACCUCUUCUUCUUUUCUCUAUAAUCGGUUGCUUUAUCGAUUUAGUGUUCCAAAUGAUUUUCUUCAUCCUUAAAGAACACACCAGUGUUGAUACUUCGGUGGCUGAUUGGUUCCCACUGAUGAUGAUGUUAGUACUCAUUUUUCUGUAUUCGAUAGGUCUAGGGUCAGUCGUUAGUGUCCUGACGAGUGAGAUAUUUUCUGCCAGUAUUAAAGCUAAGUUGAUUUGUUUGGUGAAUGGGUCGUACUCCUUGAUGACCUUGGCGUUUACGAAGUACUACCAAGCGACGGCUGACGGAUUUGGAUUGACCGUACCUUUUUCGAGUUUCAUGGUGUUGACUUUUUUCGGUGUUUUGUUCUUUUAUUAUUAUGUCCCUGAGACCAAAGGGAAGACGUUGGAGCAGAUUCAGCAGAGGUUAAAAAGGGGCCGAAAAGAGAAGAAAGCGAAAAACGUGAUCUAGAUUUUAAUGCUAUACUCUUUUUAAUUAACUGUAGAAAUAAAUACUUCCCUCACCCAUAAAGUACAACUUGUCAAAUCCAGCUCUUUCGAAAAAUUAAAAGAUUU